GUAUGUGGUACGCGGCAGGAUCUCACCACCAUUACCGGGCCCACGCCAUACCGUGUCAUUCGUGUGCGUAGAAUGGCCGAUCCUCAUGCGGGGAACCGGUAAUGUUCCCCCAUUCGUUAACCGCACUGUACAAUGCAGGCCCACGAUGGGCCAAAGCGAUCCUACCGCCACGACCGUCAGCAGCAACAGCAGCAGCAGCAACACACACCGGAACCGGAGGUGAGCAGCCGUGUCACGUCCUGUUCGGGGUUCGUGCUGCAAACGAAACUCGUCCCAAUCCGUGCCACGAUCUGGCUUUGGGUGCUCUGUGCCUGCAGCUUUGUCAUCGUUCCUGCCCGGGCAGGGCCACGCUACAGUUCGCGUAUUGUCGAUACAAAGUCGGGCGCCAUCCGGGGUGUUAUCCUCGAGCUCAACUCGAAGCACCUCGAGCCAGUGGAGGUUUUUAAAGCAGUGCCGUACGCUACACCACCGAUAGGAAGUUUGCGUUUUGAACCACCAAAGAAACUUCCACCGUGGAAAGGAACCAAGCUGGCAGAUACAUUUGGAUCCGUGUGCCCACAGAGUUUCCCGGACAUCAGCAAUCGGACGGCGGCACUGCUCUCGAUGCCGAAGGGGCGUUACCAACAUCUGAAGCGACUGCAGCCAUUACUAACUAACCAGAGCGAGGACUGUCUGACGCUCAACAUUUACGUCCCCGGAAGCGGAAGCCGCGGAUUAGAGGCACCCUAUUCGAUUUUCUUCUACAUCCACGGUGAAUCGUACGACUGGGGCUCGGGCAAUCCGUACGACGGUUCGGUCCUCGCCAGCUACGGUCACGUCAUAGUUGUUACAGUCAAUUUUCGUUUAGGAAUACUCGGUUUUCUAAAAACUCGUGCCUCACUGUCACCCGGUUCCGGCGGUAAUCUAGGAUUAAUGGACAUCAUUCUCGCUCUGCACUGGGUUCGAGAUAACAUAGCGUCGUUCGGCGGUGACCCGAAGCGCAUCACCAUCGUCGGUCACGAUACGGGAGCGGCACUCGCGAAUCUCAUCCUUAUCUCCAAGUCCGGAAAGGGUUUGGUGCAGCGGACGAUACUGCUGAGUGGGUCGGCACUCAGCCCGUGGGCACUCAUCCCGGACCCGGAUGCGAUACGGCUAGAGGUGUCUCAACAGAUGGCGUGCCAUCUUGUCCCCGGUCGGAAUGGUCGCAAACCUUCGACGGAUGACAUUACCGAAUGUCUGCGGGAUAAGCCGAUCGAGGCGCUCAUGGGCGUACGGUUGACCAGCGUUCGGUUCAUGCCUUCCUGGGGACCUUUCCUGCCACUGGAGGACUCGAUGGAUCCGGAGUUUGCGAUGGAACAUUCGGGCGAAGGAUUCAUCACGAGCGAACUAAUGCUAGGGAUGAGCACCACCGAAAGCUACAAUGACUUCAGCGCGUCAGACAUACAGUACGGUCUUGAGGAGGAUCAGCGAAACAGGUUACUGCGGACGUACAUUCGCAAUGCGUUCACGUUUCAUCUGAACGAGAUAUUCUCCGCCGUUCGGAACGAAUACACCGACUGGGAUAAACCAAUCCAGCAUCCAAUCAAUAUCAGAGACUCAACGAUGGAAGCCUUGAGCGAUGGCCAUACGGUGGCGCCUAUAAUUAAGGUGGCUUAUCUGCAUGCGCGGCGAGGUGCAAAGACUUAUAUGUUUCAUUUUGGGUACCAGAGCAAGGAGAGUGAAUAUCCGCAGCGACUGGGAAGUGUUCGGGGCGAAGACUUGCCGUACAUCUUCGGACUUCCGUUGGUGCAGGGUGGUUCGGUCUUUCCACAGAACUUCUCGCGCCAGGAUACGGGCGUCAACGAGGCAGUGCUGAACUUUGUGACCAACUUUUGCAAAACGGGUGACCCGAACGAAGCCGGCCAGCAGCAAGCGCAACCGCUCCCGCCCGACUACGGCACGGCGAAAGAGCGCACCCGGUUCCGGCUUAUCACGUGGGAAACGUACGAAACCACCACGCAGCAGUAUCUUAGCAUCUCAACGAAGCCAAAAAUGCGCAGCCACUAUCGGGGACACAAGAUGGCACUUUGGUUGAACCUAAUUCCGCAACUUCACCGACCAGGCGACCCGGAUGUUUCCAUGCGACACCAUCACUUCCGCGAGCGGGAACCACACUACUAUGCCGGAUCGGUACGUGCAGAAUCGUUCAGCCGUCCGCGAUCGCUCUACCAGAACGGCGUCAUCAACGAUGCCCAGGAAUCGCGCCAGGAAUCAUUCGGCACCGAGUGUACACCCGAUCCAACAAUGGGCGAGGUCCUGCAGGAAAGUGGCAGCGGUCCGGGCGACACUAUCGCGAACGUGCUCAGCGAGGAGGAGGAAGCGGAACUGCUGGAAAAGCUCGCCAACCGGCACUACUACAGCUACACGGCCGCGCUUGGUGUGACGGUUGGCGUCGGAUGUCUGUUGCUGCUGCUCAACAUGUUGAUCUUUGCCGGUAUCUACUACCAGCGCGACCGCACGAAACGGAAAUCGCAAGCCUCGCAAUCGAGCGGCACGGGCGGUGGGAGUGGCGUUACGAGCGGAACAUCUGCUUCCCUGUCGGGAAGCAACGGAACACCGGACGAAUCGGAAAUUCCUCUCACCAGCAUAACGAGCCCAUCGCCGGUCGAAGCGAAGCGUUCGAUAGAGCCACCGCCCAGCUACGCGACACUACCGAAGCGAACCGGGAGCAACAAUGGCGCGGGCACAGCCGUUGGAAACGUUCAUCAUCAGCACCAUCAUCAUCAUUUGCAUCAGCAUCUGCAGGCUGCCACGAGCGGGACGAAAGAGACAAAGCUUGGUUCGCCUCCAACCAUCUCCAACCAUCUCCGGACCGGGUCCAGCACGCUCGGGCGCUCUGGCACGGGGAGUUUCUACGACUCGUCCACAAACAGUCGGCAGCAGCAUCAGUACUCGGCACAACAACAGUUAAUCUCACCGCACAUCAGUACCGUCGCCCACACGGCAGUGACAAUAACGCCGACCGCUACCGUCAGCCAUCAUCAGACGCUGCCACGUGCCAGCAAAGCGCCCCUUCCACCGAUCCGCUCCACAACGAGCAGUAGCAGCGCCUCCACCUCCUCGGGCACCGUUUCCUCUUCCAUCGCCCCAUUGACCUCCAUCCUUGUAAAUAGUCUACACCAACAUCAUCCGCAUCACUAUCAGCAACGGGAGUGUGAGAUGGCAACACUGCCACCGCAACCCAACAGCAACGUCAUAACGGUGGACCUGGUGAGCUCGACCACGACGGCACCCGGAAGCGACCCAUCGUCUAUGGGUGGCCAGCAGCAUCAGCAUCACCACCACCAUCAUCAUCACGCGCACCAUCACGCGAACGGCAGUGGGCCGGUGGCCACAGCUAACACAGGGAACACGGCUGGCCCACCCGCUGGCAGUACGGCCACGCUCAAGAAACGCGUCCAGAUCCAGGAGGUAACCGUAUAGCAUCGGUACAGCACAGCUGACGACGACCAGGAAGCUGUGUGAGGAC
Molecule: messenger RNA, 3487 nt
Organism: Anopheles maculipalpis
Lineage: Eukaryota; Metazoa; Arthropoda; Insecta; Diptera; Culicidae
Product: neuroligin-4, X-linked-like
Exons: 14
Coding region: 133-3441 (1102 amino acids)
Biological process (GO): presynaptic membrane assembly; modulation of chemical synaptic transmission; neuron cell-cell adhesion
Cellular component (GO): postsynaptic membrane; synapse; cell surface
Molecular function (GO): neurexin family protein binding; signaling receptor activity
Source: RefSeq, a predicted model, not a curated record